Penaeus monodon (black tiger shrimp) is the source of this 1617-nucleotide messenger RNA. Its product is annotated as early nodulin-75-like. NCBI's taxonomy places the organism in Eukaryota, Metazoa, Arthropoda, Malacostraca, Decapoda, Penaeidae. The record is from RefSeq and is a predicted model, not a curated record. The coding region runs from base 1 to 1617 and encodes 538 amino acids. The transcript has 4 exons.
AUGGCAAAAAUUUACCCCUAUCACAACAAGGCCUUUGGCAAAAAGUACCCCUUUAUCCAACAGAGGCCUGGCAAAAAGUACCCCUAUCCCCAACAGAGGCAUGGAAACAGUCCCCCAAUCACAAAAAACCGGGGCCCUGGCAAAAAAUACCCAACAAGGGGCCAGGGCAACUUUCCUCCUAUCAAAACAGGGGCCGGGGUUAACGUACCAAAAUCACAACAGGGGCCGGGAACAAGUCCCCAAAAUCAAAACAGGGCCAGGGAACAACCCCCUUUUUCACAAAACAAGGAAAGGAUCCAUCAAAAGUACCCCUACACAAAAACAGAGGGCCAUGGCAACAAGUCCCAAAUCCAAAAGGGGCCCAUGGCAAAAAUUUACCCCUAUCACAACAAAAAAGGGGCCCAUGCAAAAAUUACCCCCUAUAAACAACCAGAGGCCAGCAAAAAGUACCCAAAUAACAACAGAGGCCAUGGCAACAAUACUCCUAUCCCAACAAGGCCAGGGUUAAAAAGUACUCCUAUCAAAACAAAGGCAUGGCAAAAAUACUCCUAUCAAAACAGGGGCCGGGCAACAAGUCCCCUUCCAAAAAACAAGGCCAUGGAAACCAAGUACCCCUACACAACAACAGGGGCCCGGCAAAGCCCCCCAAAUCAAAAAGGGCCGGGAAAAACCCCCCAAAUUCAAAACGGGGGCCCUGGCAAAAAGUACUCCUAUCACAAAAAGGGGCCUAGGCAAAAAUACCCAAACCCAAAACAACAUAGGCCAGGAAAACAAUUCCCCCCCUAUCACAAAAAGGGGCCCAGGGCCCAACUUACUUUUAUCACAAAAGGGGCCAAAGGGAAAACAGUCCCCCUAUCCCAACAAGGUCAGGGCCCCAAGUACCCCUAUCACAACAGGGCCAUGGCAACAAGGCAACAAGUAUCCAAUCACAAAGGGCCCAAUGACAAAAAGUACCCAAAGCACAACAAGGCCAUGCAACGCCCCCCUAUCACAAAAACAAGGCCUUUGGAACAAAAAUCCUUCAAAAAACAAGGCCAGGGCCCAACAAGUACUCCUAUCAAAACAGGGCCAGGGCCCAAGUACCCCUACCCAACAAGGCCAUGGCAACAAGUCCCCAAAACACAACAAAACCCUGGCAAAAAGGUACUCCUACCAACAGGGGCCAUGGAAAAAUACUCCUAUCACAAAAACCCGGGCCAUGGCAAAAAGGUACUCCUAUCCAACGGGGCCCAAAGGGCCAGGGCCAAAGUCCCCCCUAUCCAAAAACCAGAGGCCAUGGCCCCCGGGACCCAAUCAAAACAGGGCCCAUGGCACAAGAAACCCAAAUCACCCAGGGGCCAUGGCAAAAGUCCCCCUACCCCAACCCCAGAGGCCAUGAAAAAAUUUACCCAAAUCAAAAAGACCCAUGGAAAACAAGUUUCCUAUCACAAAAAACCCGGGGCCCCAUGUAAAAAAUACCCAAAUCACAACAGGGGCCAUGGAAACAAGUCCCCCUACCCCAAAACCAGGGGCCAAAUGGCAAAAAUUCCCUAUCCAACACAAGGCCUGGCAAAAAGUCCCAAAAUAAACCGGGCCAGGGCAAAAAAGUACUCCUAUCACAAAAAGGGCCAGGGUUAA